AUGUUCCGAAUAGGAAAAUCUACAGACACAGAAGUAGAUCAGUGGCUGCUAGGGACUGGAGGAGGAAGGAGACGGGAGAAUCUAAUUAGUGGUUGCCAGGGACUGGGGAAGCAAACGGGAAGUGACUUCACAUGGUCCCGAAAAUACCUUUCAUUUCCCCUCCCCUACACGGGCGAGUCAAGUUACUCCCUCCUUCCGGAAACACGAUGCCCUCUAUUUCCAGGGCACCUCCAGCUCCCGUUUUCCACCCUCCUCUCCAGCUGCUCCUUCUCCAUCUUCUCGGUCCUUGCCUCCUCCGCCUCCGGACCAGUAAAUGCUAAUGUCCUGAGAGACUCUAACCAGGCCGCUAUAACACCGCGGGGCUGCUCUCGCCCCAACCCGCCACGCAGGACCAGGGCGCACACCCUCGGGUCUCUGCGAGCCUAUGCCUCGGAGAACCCCGCAGCCCGCGAGUGCAAAGUCAGUGAAGGACAGCGAAGACUGCCCGCACACAGACAGUCCCUUCCCCGGAGAAGGAAGAAGACUGCCAGGCUAGAGCCAAGGCUGAGGAGGAGACCGGCACGGGCGCCACGCGCGACCGAGGGGUCGAGGGACGUCCCGGAUCCGCUCCUUCAACACCGCCCCAGGCAGUGGGCAUUCUGUGCGCCGCCCCCUCCCGGCCCCGAAGAGGAUGUCCCAGCGAGCGCGCGGGCCUGGACAGAGGCAGCGCCGCAGCGGCGGCAGCGGCGCGGACAGCGUGAGAAAGAGAGACACUCACCAGCGUCAGCCCCGAGCCCUCACAGCACCGGAAGUAGUCACCCGCCCGUUGCCAGGAUCCCAGCCACCAUGCUCUGCAGAAGCUCAAGCAGCCACAUGGGAAAACCACAUGUGGAAGUUGUGACCAAUGACUCCAGAUAAGAUCCAAGCUGCAGCCAGCACCAACUGCCAGACAAGUAAUUGAAUGGGCCUUCAGAAGAUUCCAGUCCUCAGCCAUGGAUUAACUUUCAACAUUUAUGUCUUCCCAGCUUAGUAAUCAUAAGCAGAAACAAGCCAUCUCCACUUACUUGCCCUUUCCAAAUCUUGAUCAUAGUAAUAUAAUAAAAUGGUUUUUGUUUUACUUCACUAGGUUUACAUACUAGUAGUACUUGAUCACAGGCUCCAGCAACAGAGCCAAAGUUCACUGGCUCUUAUAUUGAGGGUAUCAUGCCAGGGUCCUGACACUGAAAGUCUAAGAAAAGUUAGCAGUAGCUAGGAGGAUAACCUCAUGGGUCUGGACAACUCAACUGCCUCCAGUUUGCCCACCUUAUCCUCACUAAUUUGUCCUCUCUCUUCUCUGUCUUUAGCACUCUCCCACCAUAGGUGACCUGGGUUGUUUCUUCUUCUUCUUCUUCUUCUUCUUCUUCUUCUUCCUCUUCCUC
Mustela erminea (ermine) is the source of this 1397-nucleotide messenger RNA. RefSeq lists its product as uncharacterized. The coding region runs from base 1 to 897 and encodes 298 amino acids. The record is from RefSeq and is a predicted model, not a curated record. NCBI's taxonomy places the organism in Eukaryota, Metazoa, Chordata, Mammalia, Carnivora, Mustelidae. The transcript is spliced from 3 exons.